AUGUCUUACAGUGUGACUCUGACUGGGCCUGGCCCCUGGGGCUUCCGCCUGCAGGGAGGCAAGGACUUCAACAUGCCGCUCACCAUCUCCCGGAUCACCCCAGGCAGCAAGGCAGCCCAGUCCCAGCUCAGCCAGGGUGACCUUGUGGUGGCCAUUGAUGGUGUCAACACAGACACCAUGACCCACCUGGAGGCCCAGAACAAGAUCAAGUCUGCCAGCUACAACCUGAGCCUCACCUUGCAGAAGUCAAAGCGCCCCAUUCCCAUCUCCACAGCUGCACCUCCAAUCCAGUCCCCUCUGCCGGUGAUUCCCCACCAGAAGGACCCUGCUCUGGACAUGAACGGCAGUCUGGUGGUGCCCAGCCCCAGCCCCGAGGCACCGGCCAGCCCAGGCACUCCAGGCACAGCAGAAUUCAGGCAGAGCUUGAGCUCCUCCUUGCCCCAGCCCUCUGCCUUCUCCCACACUGAGCCCUCUGACCCCGCCCCUCCCCAGGGCAGCACAAAAAGCCCCAAAGUCCCAUUGAGCUCAAGGCAGCCUCGGCAGUAUAACAACCCCAUUGGCCUGUACUCAGCAGAGACCCUGAAAGAGAUGGCUCAGGCCUAUCAGAUGAGCCUCAGAGGGAAGGCCCCAGGUGCUGGACUUCCAGGAGGCGCCGACUAUCAGGAACGCUUCAACCCCAGUGCCCUGAAGGACUCGGCCCUGUCGACCCACAAGCCCAUCGAGGUGAAGGGGCUGGGAGGCAAGGCCACCAUCAUUCAUGCGCAGUACAACACACCCAUCAGCAUGUACUCACAGGACGCCAUCAUGGACGCCAUAGCUGGGCAGGCACAGGCCCAGGGCAGUGAUUUCAGCGGGAGCCUUCCUAUUAAAGACCUGGCUGUGGACAGCGCCUCCCCAGUGUACCAGGCUGUGAUUAAGAACCAGAACAAGCCAGAAGAAGAGGCUGAUGAGUGGGCCCGCCGCUCCUCGAACCUGCAGUCUCGUUCAUUCCGCAUCCUGGCCCAGAUGACAGGGACAGAGUACAUGCAAGACCCAGAUGAAGAAGCUCUGCGAAGGUCAAGGCCCCAGGCUUCUGCCUAUAGCCCUGCAGCAGCCACCUCUCCAGCACCUGUUGCCCACACCAGCUACGGUGAGGUCCCAGCUGCCCCUGCACCCAAGCCCCGGGUGAUAACUACAGCCAGCAUCCGGCCUUCUGUCUACCAGCCAGUGCCUGCUUCUACCUACAGCCCAUCUCCAGGGGCAAAUUAUAGUCCAGCUCCCUACACGCCCUCACCUGCUCCUACCUAUACCCCUUCAACAAUCCCAGCCUACACCCCUUCACCUGCCUCGGGCUAUAACCCUGCACCCUCAGCCACUCACGGUGGAGGACCUGCAGAGCCUACCAGCCGCCCACCCUGGGUGACAGAUGACAGUUUCUCUCAGAAGAUUGCCCCUGGGAUGAGUACCACAUCAGUCAGCAAGCAGUCCCUGCCACGGGGCGCCCCGGCCUUCGCUCCGACUGGUCCCCAGGUGUCCCCCCUUGCCAGGGGCAUCGUCCAGAGAGCCGAGCGCUUCCCAGCCAGCAGCCGGACUCCACUCUGCGGACACUGCAACAGCGUCAUCCGGGGCCCCUUUCUGGUAGCCAUGGGCCGCUCCUGGCACCCAGAAGAGUUCACCUGUGCCUACUGCAAGACCUCCCUGGCAGACGUGUGCUUUGUGGAGGAACAGAACAACGUCUACUGCGAACGCUGUUAUGAGCAGUUCUUUGCCCCAUUGUGUGCCAAGUGCAACUCCAAAAUCAUGGGGGAAGUGAUGCAUGCCCUAAGACAGACCUGGCACACCACCUGCUUCAUUUGUGCAGCUUGCAAGAAGCCCUUUGGGAAUAGCCUGUUCCACAUGGAGGACGGAGAGCCCUACUGUGAGAAAGACUACAUCAAUCUGUUCAGCACCAAGUGUCAUGGCUGUGAUUUCCCUGUGGAAGCUGGUGACAAGUUUAUCGAAGCCCUGGGACACACUUGGCAUGACACAUGCUUCAUCUGUGCAGUCUGCCACGUGAAUUUAGAAGGGCAGCCGUUCUACUCCAAGAAGGACAAACCCCUGUGUAAGAAGCACGCACACGCCAUCAACGUGUAG
Elephantulus edwardii (Cape elephant shrew) is the source of this 2112-nucleotide messenger RNA. It is a transcript of the gene LDB3, whose product is annotated as LIM domain binding 3. Gene Ontology annotation, cellular component: filamentous actin; Z disc; adherens junction. Gene Ontology annotation, biological process: heart development; muscle structure development; actin cytoskeleton organization. The transcript is spliced from 13 exons. The record is from RefSeq and is a predicted model, not a curated record. Gene Ontology annotation, molecular function: muscle alpha-actinin binding; actin binding. The coding region runs from base 1 to 2112 and encodes 703 amino acids. Lineage: Eukaryota; Metazoa; Chordata; Mammalia; Macroscelidea; Macroscelididae.